Messenger RNA from Pyrus x bretschneideri (Chinese white pear), 1677 nucleotides. Its product is annotated as lysine histidine transporter-like 8. Lineage: Eukaryota; Viridiplantae; Streptophyta; Magnoliopsida; Rosales; Rosaceae. Gene Ontology annotation, cellular component: plasma membrane. Bases 24 to 1544 code for a protein of 506 amino acids. The transcript is spliced from 5 exons. The record is from RefSeq and is a predicted model, not a curated record.
AAUCCCCCACCUAUGUAUAUAUAAUGAGUGAGUGGCUUGAAUUUUAUAGCAAUUGGAGGAAAAUGGCAGACUUGGAAGAGGUGGUUGUUGAAGCAAAUUGCAGGGAAGAAAUAAAUAGGCAUAGCCAUUCCUUAAAAAGCUUGUUCAGAAGCUCAUCAGGUUACUCUGCUCAAGUCAUUCCCAUCACAACUACUCCCCCAAAUGAAUCAACUGAAAUAUGGACAGGUGGUGAGCUCAUUCCACAGGAUGCUUGGCUGCCCAUCACAGAAUCCAGGAAUGGGAAUGUGUUUUCAGCUAUCUUUCAUUUACUUUGCUCAGGAAUUGGGAUCCAAUCCCUUUUACUGCCUCUUGCAUUUGCCACUCUUGAAUGGGCAUGGGGAAUUAUAUGCUUGUCACUAGCAUUCGCAUGGCAACUCUACACCGCAUGGCUUCUUGUACAUCUACACGAAUCGGACACCGGAAUUCGGUACAGUAGAUACCUCCACCUCGCUAUAACAGCCUUCGGUCCAAAGUUAGGGAAACUGCUCACUAUAUUCCCAGUAAUGUACCUAUCAGGGGGUACAUGUGCCCAGGUGAUCAUCAUAGGAGGUGGAACCAUGAAGCUUUUCUUAAAAGCUGUUUGUGAUGUUAACUCAGUGACUGGCACAGAGUGCUUCUUGUUGUUCGUAUGCAUGGCCAUUGUUGUGGCUCAGUUUCCCAACUUGAACUCCAUAGCUUGGGUCUCACUGAUUGGUGCCACCACUGCGAUUGCCUACUGUACCCUGAUUUGGGGCCUUUCAAUCGGCAAGGGCAGGCCUAGUGGCAUUUCAUACAACCCACCGGAGAUGGAGUCAAACAUGGAUAGAUUUGGUGGUGUACUGAACUCAGUUGGCAUCAUUUUUCUUGCAUUCAAAGGUCAUAAUGUUAUCCUUGAGAUUCAGGGGACAUUGCCAUCUAGUCCAAAACAGAGAUCUCAAAACCGGAUGUGGAGAGGAGUGACUAUAUCUUAUGCACUUAUAGCAAUGUGCUUCCUUCCUCUUGCCGUAGCUGGAUUUUGGGUUUGUGGAAACAAAAUACCAUCUUCAUAUGGAGGACUAUUGACCUCUUUUUCACAGUUCAAUGGGCAUAAAAACACUUCAAAAGCUGUGUUGGGACUACUUUGCAUACUAGUAGUGAUAAACUGCUUGAGCACUUUCCAAAUCUACAGCAUGGUAGUUUUUGAUAAUUUGGAGUUUAAGUACACAAGCAAGAAGAACAAGCCAUGUGCAAGGUGGCUUCGGAUAGCUUUUCGGAUUUUCUUCGGAGGACUGGCAUUUUUCAUAGCAGUUGCUUUCCCAUUCUUGCCGAGCCUAGCACCUCUAAUCGGAGGCAUGACACUCCCACUGGCAUAUGUUUAUCCGUGUUUCAUGUGGAUAACAAUGAAGAAACCAGAGCCUAAGAGUACUAUGUGGUGUGUGAACAUUGGACUUGGAUUCUUGGGGCUGAGUUUGAGUGUUGUUUUAGUCAUUGCAUCAGUUUGGAAUUUAGCCGACAAAGGUUUACAUGCCAAUUUCUUCAGGCCUUAAAUAACUAUUAGUUAUAUAUUUACAUGCCAAUUUUUCUGAUUCUAAAGGAGAUGCUAAAAUCCUACAUGGAUUGACAUUUUUCACUUUGCUGUCAAAUUUGAAGGCAACAUCAAAAGUUUUCUUUUUGUUCUGA